This is a messenger RNA of Hyaloperonospora brassicae, 867 nucleotides long. The record is from the annotation of a GenBank genome assembly. NCBI's taxonomy places the organism in Eukaryota, Oomycota, Peronosporomycetes, Peronosporales, Peronosporaceae.
AUGGUUUCGCCGGCCCCUGACGCAGCAGCUCCAGGCAAACUUGACACGGGUGUCGAUGGUACAGACGAGCCGCCGACGGUUCAUAGCCUCAUGCAAGAGGUGGCGCGACUGCAGCAGGUCGUGCGCGCUCUGAGCAACGACGACGCGGCGGUGUUGGCCGAGUGCACCUCGCAGCAAUACAACCUGAAGACGCGUCCAGCGAAUGGAGAAGCCAACGGCUUCUCUGGCGUCGCGAUGGGUUCCGGACCACAAGUGGCCACUUCUAUGGACAGGACGUCGUCGGUUUGCACGAACGCUGGCGCUAUGGUGCACGGCGAGGAGCUCAACAGAUCGGUGACGGGACUGAGGACACCGCCUCUCAAGCGGCGCGAGCGGCCAGCGGUCUCUCCCACGACACGGAUAGCAUCGCUGACAAAAGAGAACAUCUCGUUGCUGCCGACGCCCCGCACUCAGCACUUUGCCGGCUCUGUCUGUGGCUCACAGCAGUCCUGCAUGAGCAUUCGCACGGAAGGCGGCACGGUGUUUUCGCGGCUGUACCAGCCAGACUUUUACAAGAAGCGCGAGGAGAAGUAUGAGAGUAUGCGCGAGCGCCGCGAUAGUGUACACUGCGCGUUCACGCCGCGCACGAAUCGACGCGCUUCGAUCUCUUCACGAGACUCGAUCGACACCGAGUCGCAGGCGUCCAUGCAGUCGGCCAAGACCGACGUGUUGAACGUGUCGAGUCGUCUGUACGACCCAAGCUACGUUCGCAAGCGCAACGCACGACUGCAGCGUUUGCGGCAAGAACGGGAGAUGCGGGACUGCACGUUCACGCCCGUGAUCAACGCCAAAAAAGGGGUUCGCUAUGCGGACCAGUCCAAGUGUUGA